Molecule: messenger RNA, 1879 nt
Organism: Vanrija pseudolonga
Lineage: Eukaryota; Fungi; Basidiomycota; Tremellomycetes; Trichosporonales; Trichosporonaceae
Exons: 3
Coding region: 1-1818 (605 amino acids)
Source: RefSeq, a predicted model, not a curated record
AUGGCUAUGCCCCUCCCCUCGCCCAACACUGCUCCACCCGACGGCGCCGAGCCCGCUCCCGCCGCCAGCGCCGCCUCGCCGCCGCACAACUCGGUCUUCAACAAGCUCCUCUCCAAGGCCGGGCCGCACCUCGCCCCCCGGCUCCAGCACGCGCAGUCCAAGCUCACUGCGCACAGCUACGGCGCGCAGCUCGACACUGCGCUCCGCUCGUCGUCGUCCUCGCUCGAGGCCCGCGUCCGCCGCGUGUCGGGCCGCCUCGACGCCGUCCAUGCCGGCUGGGGCGGCAAGGUCGACGCCGCAGCGGACAAGUACGGCGCCAAGCUUGGCUCGCAGCUCGCCAGCGCCGGGAUCGAGGGGCGCGUCGACUCGGCCGUCAAGCGCUUCGGGCACUCGCUCGGCGAUUUCGAACACCGUCUCGGGUACGAUGCGCCCGCCCCUGUCGCCGCUGGCCCAGAGGCACAGCAGCCUCAGCAGCAGCAACAGCAAUUCUACCCGCCACCACCUGGCGCUCCGGCGCGCAAGCAGCAGCAGCAGCAGCCGGAGCCACAGCAGCACCAACAGCAACAGCAGCAGCUCGUCGUCGAGCCACCCACUGCCCCCAGCACCGUCAGCCCUGGGCCUUACGAUUCACCCCCUGGCUCGCCGCCGCGGCCCGUCAAGCCUGUCGAGCCACGCCUCAACGAGCAGGUUCAAGGCCGGUUCGAGUCACCGCCCGGCUCGCCACCGCGGGUCGCGCUCGGGCUCGAGCACAAGCCGGCGCCUGAGACAUCCACGACGCAGCCCGCACCCGCACCCGCACCCGCACCCGCACCCGCACCCGCACCCGCACAUGCACCUGCACCCACCCCCGCGCUUCCAGAGCCUGCGCCAGCUCCACCCAGUACUUCUGUGCUCGCUCCUCGUGGUGGCGCUUCGCCUCCUCCCGUCGCUUCUCUAUCUCUUCCUCUCGCUCCUGCCCUUCCUCCUCAUAUCGCUGGCCCUCCUACCCCCGGUGCUUCUGCUCCUCCCGCUCCUACUCCUGGCGUUCCUGGCAGCGCUGAUUCUGGUGGUGUGGGACCAGCUCCUCCGCGUGCUCCUGGUGGUCCUCCCGCUCCUUCUGUUCAUCCCUAUCCCACUCCUUUCGUUUCUCCCGUUAUCUACGACCCUCCGUCACCCCAGCAGCAGCACCAUGCCGAGGGCACCCCCGCCCCCGAGGCUCGUCCUCCAGCGGUCGCAGUCACGGCCGCGCUCGCUGAGCUCCGUGUCGGCCCAGCUGGCGCCCCCGCGCUCGCUGAGCUCGGUACCGGCCCCGCCGACGGCGCUGCCAACGACGAGCAGGGACGCGUCCCCAGCAACGACAGUCACGGCGCUGUCCCCGCGCCCAACCCACUCGUCGCCGGGCUCGACGCCAACCCUGCGGCAGUAUAUCCCGUCCCCGGCGCUCCCUACGCUCCAAACGUCCACGUCCCCGACGCCGUCGUCCCUCCCGCCCCGCCCGCCGACGCCAACCCCACGGCCACGCCAGCGGUGCGCUCCACAACGCCGCCACCACGCCCGAGAUCCAAGUCGGUGGUGCUGGACGUCCAACCCCGCCCUCAAGAGCCUCCCGCCCCGAGCCCGCCCCGCGUUCCCCAUCUCGCCGGAGCCGCUGUGGUCGCCAAUGUCGCCGGAGGAGCCAAUCACCCCGUGGUGGGCGGCGUGAAGGAGGACGGCCAGUUUGAUGACGCCGAGGGCGACGUGCCGCCUCCGCCAUAUGUUGAAAUCGACGAGCACGGGCUCGCUCCCACCACCAUCCCUCCCUCGGCGCGUCCCACGGGGGACACCAAGGCGAGGCCCUAAGAAUGUAGAGUACCUUGACAUGUCUCGUAGUUGCCUUCUCAUGUAGUUUACUAUGCGCUCG